Messenger RNA from Arabidopsis thaliana (thale cress), 1663 nucleotides. RefSeq names its product SPFH/Band 7/PHB domain-containing membrane-associated protein family (gene HIR2). The coding region runs from base 238 to 1095 and encodes 285 amino acids. The transcript has 4 exons. The record is from RefSeq and is marked reviewed. Gene Ontology annotation, biological process: response to fungus. Lineage: Eukaryota; Viridiplantae; Streptophyta; Magnoliopsida; Brassicales; Brassicaceae. Gene Ontology annotation, cellular component: plasma membrane.
UUAUUAUUGAAUAUUCUCCAAGAUAUAAACAAUUUGACUUUUCAAUGAAAAUGCCACUAUUGAAUAAUAAAUAGGAAAUUUCCGAGGAGUAGUACAACUAGAUGACAACUUGACAUGAUCUUCUUCUUACUUUUGUCUAUAUAACACUCCUGCGACUUUCUUCUCUUCAACAAACUUACAGAGAGACAAAUACCUAUAAUAAGCCAUUCAUAAUCUUCUUGCUUCUUGUUCAGAAUAAUGGGGAAUCUUUUCUGUUGCGUGCUUGUGAAGCAAUCAGAUGUUGCGGUCAAGGAGAGAUUUGGCAAAUUCCAAAAAGUACUUAAUCCAGGUCUCCAAUUUGUUCCAUGGGUCAUCGGUGAUUACGUCGCCGGUACACUGACCCUUCGUCUUCAGCAACUCGAUGUUCAGUGUGAAACCAAAACAAAGGACAAUGUGUUUGUGACAGUGGUUGCAUCCAUACAAUACAGAGUCUUAGCUGACAAGGCAAGUGAUGCUUUUUACAGACUCAGCAAUCCAACCACCCAAAUCAAAGCCUACGUCUUUGAUGUGAUCAGAGCAUGUGUUCCAAAGCUGAACUUGGACGAUGUGUUCGAGCAGAAGAAUGAAAUUGCCAAAUCUGUGGAAGAAGAGCUAGACAAAGCCAUGACUGCUUAUGGUUACGAAAUCCUUCAAACCCUAAUUAUCGACAUUGAGCCUGAUCAACAGGUUAAACGUGCCAUGAACGAAAUCAACGCCGCGGCGAGGAUGAGAGUGGCAGCGAGCGAAAAAGCAGAGGCUGAGAAAAUCAUUCAGAUCAAAAGAGCAGAGGGUGAAGCAGAGUCAAAGUACCUGUCGGGACUCGGAAUCGCUCGGCAGAGACAAGCGAUCGUGGACGGUCUGAGAGACAGUGUUCUAGGGUUCGCAGGAAACGUGCCAGGGACGUCAGCGAAGGAUGUGUUGGACAUGGUGAUGAUGACUCAGUACUUUGACACAAUGAGAGAUAUCGGAGCAACUUCUAAAUCCUCUGCGGUGUUUAUCCCUCACGGUCCAGGCGCCGUCUCUGACGUGGCAGCGCAGAUUCGAAAUGGAUUAUUACAGGCCAACAAUGCCUCCUAAUCACUCAAGUCAAAUUGUCUUGGUCGUCUCUUUAUAUAUUUUUGUAUCUUCUUAUUAAAAAGGUAAAUUUGACUUUUAAUAUAAUGGUGUGCUUAUUGUGAUUUGUCAUUAUGUUUGUACCUAUCUCUUUUGUGAGUUGUGUGAUAGAUAUACUUUGUAUUUUUUCUUAAAAGUCAAUAUAAAUUUCUGUUUGCGAGAGAAAAAUCGAAUCUUUGAAUAGUGAACUUUGUGGCGAUAAACUAAUAUAAUGAUUAAUGAAGAGAAUGUUGCGAUAUAGGACACUUUCAUAUAAUGAAGAGAAUGAACCUGAUCGAUAAACAUGUGGGCCUAAAAUGAAGCCCAUCUCAAUCAACUCUCUGGACACAGGUCCACUUACUCAACACACAGGCCCAUCUGAAUAUGCAAUUUUCAUUAUGACACGGCAAAUAAAAAGAGAAGCAGAAGAGGAGGAUCUUAAGAGUUUCAUCACCAUCUCAAGAUGAUCAUUUUCAACCUUUUUAUUCUUCUACAAAUCCGGCAGGAAAAUGGGAAAGAUCAGUAGUUGCCCACUCAAACCAUGAACCAAGCA